AUGAAUCAAUUUUGCAAACGCAAGCCUCAACCUCCAAAGACCUUACACCCAGGGUACCUGUCCGUACAAAGGAAACUGAAAUUCCAACGUCCGUUGCCUCUGCAACUCAACCGUUCGUUCGUGCCUCUUUCAUCGCCCUAUCCGUCGUUGGCCUGGACCCAAAACAGCCAGCCAACCGUCGCCGCACCGGUCUGA
Molecule: messenger RNA, 195 nt
Organism: Colletotrichum costaricense
Lineage: Eukaryota; Fungi; Ascomycota; Sordariomycetes; Glomerellales; Glomerellaceae
Exons: 2
Coding region: 1-195 (64 amino acids)
Source: RefSeq, a predicted model, not a curated record